Messenger RNA from Erigeron canadensis, 1827 nucleotides. RefSeq names its product lysM domain receptor-like kinase 3. The transcript has 10 exons. The record is from RefSeq and is a predicted model, not a curated record. Gene Ontology annotation, biological process: innate immune response; protein phosphorylation. NCBI's taxonomy places the organism in Eukaryota, Viridiplantae, Streptophyta, Magnoliopsida, Asterales, Asteraceae. The coding region runs from base 1 to 1827 and encodes 608 amino acids. Gene Ontology annotation, molecular function: transmembrane receptor protein kinase activity; ATP binding.
AUGUUCAUGAUCUCGUUGGCUCACUUCAUUUGUGUAGCAUUCUUCAUCACUUCUUUCAAACAAGUGCUUUCCGUGAAUGUGGUCAUAAAAUCUACACUUAUAUACCCGUUAACUUGUUCUAAUUACACUCAUACUUGUGAUUCCUAUCUAUACCACAUCUCUAAAGGCCAUAAUAUCGAAGAAAUUGCUUCUUUCUACUCUGUUAACCCCUCUAAAAUCACACCUAUAAAGCACAACACUAAUAUUGAUUAUCUAGUUUCAGUUCAAUGCGCUUGUAAGAAAGAUAAUAGUAGUGAUGAUUACUACAUGUAUGAUUCGGCUUAUAAAAGGAAACCAGGAGAGAGUGUUAACUACAUAACCGAUGAGUAUUACAGUGGGCAAGUUUGGAAUGUCAGCGGAGUAGAUGAAGAAGAACUUACUGUACAUCUAGUUUGCGGGUGUGUUGAAGACGAAUCUCAGAAUGUUGUCACGUACGCUAUACAAGCUGAAGAUACUUUGAUUGGUGUUUCUGAGCUUCUCAAUGCAAAAGAGAGGGAAGUUGAGAACUUGAACAAAGUUUUGACUAAAGAUCCUAACUAUAUUGAUGUCGGGUGGGUAUUAUUUGUACCAAUGGAGAAAUUCAAGAUUAAGGCAUCCAAAAACUGGAAAAUGCAGGCAUGGACGAAAAUUGUCUUUAUAGUUUUAGCUCUGCUUCUGGUUAUGGUGGCUUUCUCAAUCUGGUUUCUUCUUAGAAAACGAUGGAAAAUCAAGAAACAUGAAGCAAAAACCAUCAAAAAGAGGAUAAACGCAGAGAAGACGACCCUGGAAAAUCACUUUUUUAAUAUAGACAUGGAAGAGACAGCAACAAAUAUGGAGUCUGAAAAACCCGUUAUAAUUAGUCUGGAAGAGAUUGAGCAUGCUACAAAUAAUUUUGACGAAUCAAGAAAAAUAGGAGAAGGUGGAUACGGUAGUGUGUACUUUGGCAUAAUAAGAGAAAAGGAAGCUGCAAUAAAGAAGAUGAGAUCCAACAAGUCAAAGGAGUUCUUUGCAGAACUAAAGGUUCUUUGCAGGAUACAUCAUAAUAAUGUGGUGCAACUCCUUGGAUACGCAAGUGGUGACAACCACCUUUAUUUGGUAUAUGAGUACAUCCAGAAUGGAACAUUAAGCGAACAUCUUCAGGACCCUGCGCUAAAAGGUCACCAGCCUCUUUCUUGGCCAUCAAGAGCAAAUAUCGCACUUGAUGCUGCUAGAGGAAUUGAAUACAUUCAUGAUCAUACAAAGGCUCGUUAUGUUCAUCGAGAUAUUAAGACAGCAAAUAUACUUCUUGACUUGGGACUCAAAGCUAAGGUUUCAGAUUUUGGACUGACCAAAUUUGUUGAGCGUGCAAAUGAAGAAGAUUUCAUAGCCACAAGAGUUGUGGGUACACCAGGCUAUCUAGCCCCUGAGUCAAUAAGCGAAAUGCAAACCACAUCAAAGACUGAUGUUUUUGCAUUCGGGGUGGUUCUAGCAGAGCUGAUAACUGGUCAGCGAGCACUUGCACGUGAUAAGCAGGAACCAAGCAAGCUCAAGACACUAGUUUCAGUGAUACGUGCAAUAUUUCAAGAUAAUGAUCCAUUGGCAGCAUUGGAAGCUCGAAUUGACAAUAAUCUGAAUGGAAACUAUCCCAUAGAAGAAAUGUAUAAGAUGGCUGAAACUUCGUUCCUAUGCAUGAACGAAAAUCCGGCUAAUAGACCAGAAAUGCACACCGUCGUCACUAUAUUGGGCCAAAUUGUGAUGUCCUCGAUAGAAUGGGAAGCGUCACUCGGUGGCAAAAGUCAAGUUUUUAGUGGUUUGUUCAGUGGAAGAUGA